Molecule: messenger RNA, 513 nt
Organism: Lactuca saligna
Lineage: Eukaryota; Viridiplantae; Streptophyta; Magnoliopsida; Asterales; Asteraceae
Source: the annotation of a GenBank genome assembly
AUGGCUUUGAAUGAAGCAAUAGAGAAAGCAUAUGUUGAUAAUUUGGUUGACUAUGUAGAAGUCAACAGGAAGGAACCUGUAAAUAAUGGCAUGCUGCUGCUUCUACCAAAGGAAGAGUUAGAAGAUGAAGCUUCACUUAUAACAGCUUCCACAAAAUGUAGGGGCUCAAGGGAGAGUUCUACAACUAUUCAGGAUGUGGAAACACCUUCAACUACAACCAUCCUAUUGAACUGCAACCAUCCUAUUUUUCGCCAAUUCAUAGUAGAUUCCUUGAGAUAUUGGGUAACAGAGAUGCAUGUCGAUGGAUUUCAGUUUGAUCUUGCCUCUAUCAUGACAAGAGGCAGUAGCCUUUUUGAUGCAAUAAAUGUAUCUGGAAAUCAAGUAGAAGAUGAUUUACUGACAACUGGCUCAUCUCUCACCAACCCACCAUUAAUUGACAUGAUUAGCAAUGACCCAAUACAUCGAGGAGUGAAGAUAAUCAAAAUUGAUUAUCAAUUAAACUUAUCUUUUUAA